Messenger RNA from Xenopus laevis (African clawed frog), 1371 nucleotides. RefSeq names its product tubulin monoglycylase TTLL3-like. The record is from RefSeq and is a predicted model, not a curated record. The transcript has 4 exons. Bases 116 to 1306 code for a protein of 396 amino acids. Lineage: Eukaryota; Metazoa; Chordata; Amphibia; Anura; Pipidae.
UUUAGAAAUAUUAUUCAAAGUUCCACCUCUUUUUAUAAACAAAAUAUUGGACCUGUUUGUUCUCACAGUUAUAGUUAGUCUCAUCUUUUGGUUAAGUAGAGUAUUCUAACAAAAAAUGUGCCUUUAUUUAGAUGACUUUAACAUGACUGCGGCUUGUAGUAUCCUAAAAUGGGUUUUGAGAAGCAAUGGGAAGUCUUUGCAAGAUGAAGUUAUUCCCAGCCGGAAAGAAAAGAAAACUGUUCCAGAAGAAAUUAUAGUAAAAGCCCUUGUGGCUUGCCAGCUUUAUCUGUAUUACUCAACACAUGAGGACGAAUACGACUUAAUAUGUUCCAGGAUAAUUAAUUGGAAACAGUUCAGAUAUGACUACUAUCAGGUUAUGCAUCAUGGUGCGCACAUACAGAAUUCAGACAAGUAUGUUGAUUACUGCCACCAAUUGUUAUGUAAGCUGAGAAGAGUGAACCCACAACUAGAUAUAGAUGGAGAAAAAAACAUCUGGAUUUUAAAACCAAGAGCUUCAUCUAGAGGAAGAGGUAAGAGAAUCUGUGAAAUGGGUACUCAAUUGUUGUUUAGAGGGAAAACAAAAGUUCAGGUUACUGGGAUAAAUUGCAGAAAUAAUCUGAAAGAGAUAUGUUCCUUUGGAAAUGAAUGGGUGGCUCAAAAGUACAUAGAGAGGCCACUUCUUGUAUAUGGAACCAAAAUUGAUCUCCGUCAGCAUUUCCUCAUAACGGACUGGUGCCCCUUAACUAUCUGGUUCUAUAAGCACAGUUUCCUCCGUUUCUCAUCUCAGCCCUACACAGUGGAGAGUUUAGAUACCGCCAUCCAUGUAUGUAAUAACAGCAUACAGAGGAAUUUAAAGAAUGCACCAAAUCGUCACCCCAACCUGCCUGAAGAAAACAUGUGGCACAGUGACGAAUUCAAAGAGUAUCUUUGUACAAUCAGAAAAGAGCAAGUCUGGGAUUUGAUCAUUAUACCAGGGAUGAAGAAAGCCCUCAUUCAAACUAUGAAGGCUGCCCAGAAAAAUGUGAUGUACAAGAAAAACAGUUUUGACCUUUUUGGUGCAGAUUUUAUGUUUGGAGAAAACUUCCAGCCCUGGCUACUUGAGAUCAAUCUCAAACCUGACAUAGAAAAAGACACAUCAGUAAUGGAGAAGCUUGUUCCACCAAUGGUAGAGGACAUUGUACGUGUGGUGAUUGAUUACAAGGAUGACCCUAACUGUAAUGUAGGAGGAUUUGAACUUAUAUAUAAACAGGUAAGUGCAAGUCAAGGGACAGAAACUUUGAUACUGAUAAAUGUCAGAAUAAUAUAACCUCAGGCACAUAAUCUGAUUACAUAAUGUUUUUGGGCUGUGUUUAUUUAUAUAAUUAUGCCAUG